Truncatella angustata is the source of this 2028-nucleotide messenger RNA. Its product is annotated as coenzyme A transferase. The coding region runs from base 337 to 1896 and encodes 519 amino acids. The record is from RefSeq and is a predicted model, not a curated record. Gene Ontology annotation, molecular function: succinyl-CoA:3-oxo-acid CoA-transferase activity. The transcript is spliced from 3 exons. Lineage: Eukaryota; Fungi; Ascomycota; Sordariomycetes; Amphisphaeriales; Sporocadaceae. Gene Ontology annotation, biological process: ketone body catabolic process.
AUCUCUAAGCCUAAUGGGGACGUGCCGUGGAAACCUCCAACUGAAAGAUUGCCGACAUGUCAACCCGAAAUUCCUAUGGUCGUCUUCCGAGCGCGGAGUAGUCUGCUUCGCGGAUGGAGCCGGCUAGAGCUUAUAUGGGGUAAAUAUUUACACGAUGCCUCUCUCCGGGUCUCUUCCUGACUCUGAUAAUUUUAUUGACGUUCUGGAGAUCUGGAUACUUUCAUUUCGCUACUGACCAGUAUUGUACCAUACGCGCACAGCAGCCUUGCCAAUUGAUAACCCAUAACACACCUGUUCCCGUCUUGCCUGUACCCUUGUGCCGACACAGUAGCCAAGAUGCCUUCCACAGCCAUGUGCAUGCGAACACUGAGAGCGUACUCCAAGUAUGGCUCAAACCACCACUUGGUUCUCGCGAGAGCGUUUUCCGCCACCUCCCGCCGCGCCGAGAUCAACAAGGUCUACCCUUCAGCGGCCGAAGCCCUCAAAGAUAUGAAGUCCGACUCGACAGUAUUAUGUGGUGGUUUCGGUCUUUGCGGUGUGCCAGACACACUCAUCAACGAGGUCGUCAAGAAGCCAGAGCUUACGGGCCUCACCGCCGUAUCGAACAAUGCCGGAACAGACAACUCCGGGCUGGGCCAGCUGCUCAAGACCAAACAGAUCAAGAAGAUGAUUGCCAGCUACAUUGGCGAGAACAAGACAUUCGAGAAGAUGUACCUCACAGGCGAGAUCGAGCUCGAGCUUACUCCCCAAGGCACGCUGGCUGAGCGUUGUGCCGCUGGUGGAAAGGGCGUGCCGGCCUUCUACACUCCUGCAGCCUUUGGAACAGUGGUACAAACUGGUGACCUGCCCCUGAAGAACAAGCCCGACGGAACACCAGAGCAAUUCUCGUACCCCAAGGACGUCAAGGUGUUCAAUGGCAAGCCCUAUCUCCUGGAGCACAGUAUCCCCGGAGACUACGCUUUCGUGAAGGCAUGGAAAGCUGACAAGCUUGGUAACUGCCAAUUCCGCCUUGCAGCCAACAACUUCAACGGUGCCAUGGGCCGAAACGCCAAGAUGACCAUUGUCGAGGCUGAGCACAUCGUGGAGCCUGGCGAGAUCGCUCCGGAAGCUGUGCAUCUCCCCGGUAUCUACGUGAAGCGAGUGAUUCAGAGCACAACGGAGAAGAACAUCGAGAAGUUUACCUUUGCCAAGGAUGAGAACGAUCCUGACGCCAAGAAGGCCCUCGGAACUGGCGAGACAGCUGCCAAGAGGGAGAGAAUCGUCCGCCGAGCAGCCAAGGAGUUCAAGAACGGCAUGUACGCGAACCUCGGUAUUGGUAUGCCCAUGCUUGCUCCUAGCUUCGUCGGCCCCGAGGUCGAAGUCCAGCUCCAGUCUGAGAAUGGCAUUUUGGGUCUGGGACCCUACCCGCAAAAGGGCAGCGAAGACGCUGACCUGAUCAACGCUGGAAAGGAGACCGUCACCCUGAAACCCGGUGCUGCGGUGUUUGGCAGCGAGGAGAGUUUCGGUAUGAUCCGUAGCGGACGCAUCGACUUGACGAUCCUGGGUGCCAUGCAGGUCAGCGCUACUGGUGACUUGGCCAACUGGAUGUUGCCUGGAAAGGUCAAGGGCUUCGGUGGUGCCAUGGACUUGGUCAGCAACCCUAGCAAAACCAAGGUUGUGGUUACUAUGGAGCACACGGAUAAGAAGGGCAACCCAAAGAUCAUGAAGCAGUGCGCCUUCCCCCUGACCGGUCGCGCAUGUGUCUCGAUGAUCAUCACCGAGCUGGGUGUCUUUGAGGUUGACUUCGCCAAAGGGCUGAAGCUGGUCGAGAUUGCUGAUGGUGUUACCGUCGAGGAGAUCAAGAGCAAGACUGAGGCGCCAUUCACUGUCGCCGAGGACCUCAAGCCAAUGCUGUAAUGAUAUAUAUCUGCGAAGAACAAUUCUUCCAAUAAUGGUUUAAAAAUGUGGUGUAUAUAUUGGGCUAGGUACGGUGCACCGCGUUGGGAUGCUUUCUAAGUUGCGAAAUCGAUUUUCAUGAUACCACACAAC